UGAAAUUUGCACAGUGUGGGUCCAGGUGUUCUCAAGUAAUUAUCAUGCCGUCCCAAGUUUUGUCUUACUUUUUCUUCGCCUCCACCUUAAUUGGUGGGGUACUUUCCUUAAGUACCGAAUUUGACCUGCCCUCCGCCCGAAUUUACACGAUCGCGGGUAACAAUCGUCUCACCCAGUGGAACAAGGUUGACCCUGCGACGAGGGAGACGACGAUCGAGCAUGAGGACAAGAUCCGGCUGGACUGUACAGCCAACUAUGCCGUGCAGUGGAUUUACACGGGCGACGGAAUUCCGGCAUACACAACGACGAAUAAAUACUCGAGGACGAAUUCGCACGGGGAGACGACCUCGGAGUACAUUUCGACCGUGGUGAUUGAUCCCUUGAAGGAACAUCAUACGGGAAGGUAUCAAUGCUCACCGGGAGAAGAAGUGGAUCUGAGGACGUUCUUUUAUAUUUUUGUGCCAGGGCAAAAUAUCUUCACGUCACUAUCCGGACGGAAUAUCGUCUUGUCCAAGAACGGAUCCGCGGUGACUAUUCCAUGCAAAGUUUCUCAUCCAAAUGCUGCCGUCACUUUGGAGAAAUCCGAAGCUGGAAAUCUUCGUCGUGUCCGAGUCCGAGCCGAUGAUGCUGUCACGUACGAUCCAAAAAUCGGUUUUACUCUGAAACUCAACAAGAUCGAAAGUCCGGAAGGAACUUAUGUUUGCACAGCGAGAUUUGGCUCGUACGUUCGAUCCGUUGAGUACAAAGUGCUCUCAUACUCAGCCAAUUAUCAAUCAGAUCAAAGCAUCCCUGCAAAGUUACAAAACAAGUGUAAAAAGCGAUGUGGGGAAAACGCGUACUGUGACGUAAUCGAUGGACGAGAAACUUGUCAAUGUCUCCCCGAAUUCGGGGGCGAACCAGACGUCAAAUGCGUCAUCAAGUGUAACGCCCAUACCGAUUGUCCUUCAACAAUGUCCUGUUUCGUGGACCGCCAGUGUCGCUCGCCUUGCAUUCACUCUGCUCAUGGCUGCGGAAUUAAUGCAGUUUGUCGCGUGGAGAAUCAUCGACCGGUCUGCGCAUGCCCGAAAGACUGGUUGGGUGAUGAAACUAUUCAAUGCUUCAACUCGGUACAAGGUUCCGAAUCGGACCGUUCAAGACCCGAGCCAUCCCCACAAUCUCCCCAACGCCCUACUAAGACACCCCCGACUUCGUCCGGGAUUAAAUGCGGGUCCAACACGGACUGCCCCGACGACAUGACAUGCAUCCGCGCCACCGCCUCCACUACGUCCGGCAAGACUUGUGUGAAUCCCUGUCAAGCGAGAAGAUGCGGGGUCAAUGCGGAAUGCAAGGUUACCGAGCGUCGAUCCAGCUGCGAAUGUCUGCCCGGAUUCUUUGGCGAUGCUCGCCUCCAAUGUGACAAGAUUGGCGAGAGGGAAAAUAAUCCAUUUUCCGAACCACUGAUCCAAGCUGACCAAGAAUUCGAUGAGAAGAAAUAUGCACGCGAAGAGUUCGAACGGUGGAGGGCAAACAGGUGCAAGAAUCCGGAAAAGUGUGGUGCAAAUUCCUCCUGCCGCCUCUCUCCCUCCGGCUCGGAUCAAUGCCUUUGCGCCCCCGGCUUCCAAGGUCAACCACCCAAAUGCCGCGCUGAAUGUAAAGACAACAUCGACUGUCCCGCCGCACACGCCUGCGUAACCGACAAACGCGUCGGGUAUCCCACCUGUACAAAAACUUGUGGUUCCCGCGUCUGCGGCGCGCAUGCGGAUUGUAUCCAAUUCGACGACGGCAAUUACGAAUGCUACUGCCCGCCCGGCCUCCAUGGUGACCCGCUUGUCAAAUGCGAAUCCAAAGAAGCCCGCCUGGGUCGCGAUUGUUCCACCGAUUACGACUGCGGGAUCAAGCUAAGAUGCGAGAUCGGUGCGGACGAGCGAAAAUGUGUGGAUCCCUGCGAAUCUAAAAAGUGCCGAAACGAAUUUGUUUGCGAGGCGGAUAAUCACGGGGCAAAAUGCGUCUGCCCACCAGGCUAUACGGGAAAUGAGUACGUCGGAUGUAACAAGGAUGUCAUCGUGGACACUGAGACUAUACCUUGCGCAAACAUUUCUUGCGGGGAAAACUCGGAAUGCCGCACAAUCGAGGGCAAAUCAAGCUGUCAGUGUCAGUCAGGUUUUGUUGGGAAGCCUCCUGCCUGUAUUGCUGAGUGUUUCUCCAACUUGGAUUGUCCGACAGAUUUGACUUGUAUUUCGAAACGGUGUCGCCACCGGUGCGGUGGGUGCGGGAGGAAUACGAGGUGUCGCGUGGCGCCUAAUUUGGAGCGGAAUUCGGUCUGUACAUGCUUAGAAGGGUUUGAGGGAAAUCCGUACGUUGAGUGUCAUCCGUUUCAAUAACAAUUUUAUCUUACGAGUUAAAUUGAUAUAUCUUGCAGAAUAAAAUUAAAAAUAUAAAUCUGCGUUAAAAAGUAAUAAGAAUUUACUAAUUCAGUGAAAAUAAUUUCGUAAAUGCAAGAAUUUCAUAAUAAACAUUUUUUAAUGUUCGUCUUUAUUAA
Folsomia candida is the source of this 2518-nucleotide messenger RNA. RefSeq names its product neurogenic locus Notch protein. The record is from RefSeq and is a predicted model, not a curated record. NCBI's taxonomy places the organism in Eukaryota, Metazoa, Arthropoda, Collembola, Entomobryomorpha, Isotomidae. The transcript has 6 exons. Bases 45 to 2360 code for a protein of 771 amino acids.